Onychostoma macrolepis is the source of this 4621-nucleotide messenger RNA. RefSeq names its product GTPase IMAP family member 8-like. Gene Ontology annotation, molecular function: GTP binding. Lineage: Eukaryota; Metazoa; Chordata; Actinopteri; Cypriniformes; Cyprinidae. The record is from RefSeq and is a predicted model, not a curated record. The coding region runs from base 1616 to 4216 and encodes 866 amino acids. The transcript is spliced from 8 exons.
GGGGAAUAGUGGAGAUGGAAAAAGCAGCACAGGGAACACAAUACUGGGUGAAAAUGCUUUCAUCUCCUCCAGUUCACCUCAUUCAGAAACUUUCCGAUGCGAGUCAAGAACAGACAGAAACAACAGGAUCACUGUUACUGACACUCCUGGACUUUGUGACAGCAGUCGUAGUGAGGAAGAUGUGAAGAAGGAAAUGCUGAGAUUGAUUGUUGAAUGUGCUCCAGGACCCCACGCUUUCUUGAUUGUUCUCAGAGUAGGUCGUUACACUGAACAAGAAGAGGAGACAGUGGAGGAACUGCUGGGUUUGUUUGGAGAAGAAGUUUGGAAGUACUCAAUGUUCGUCUUUACUCGUGGUGAUGAACUUGAUGAGGAUCAACGCAUUGAGGACUUUGUGGAAAAUAUAGUUCAUCUGAAGUGAUUUGUUGAUAAGUGUGGAGGUGGCUGUCAUGUUAUUGAUAAUAAACACUGGAGAAACACACAAGAUGAGUACAGGAACAACAGAGUCCAGUCUCUGCAGGCGGGCGCUGGUCAGCUCUCUAUCAGUGCUUUACUUUCGGUUUCGAUUCACGAUGCUGUGAAAAUGGCGUCAGCAGCAGCAGGUAGACACAGUCCAGAUCAUGUUCGUCCUAACAUGAGUGAUCUGAGGAUUGUGCUGAUAGGAAAGAAUGGAUCAGAAAACAGACGAGUGGCAAACACUAUACUGGGAACAGAAGCAUUUCACAGAGAAGCUUCAUCUUAUUCACAGCAGCACAGUGUGAGACUCAGUACGGAGGUGGAGGAGAGACACAUCACCGUCAUCAACACUCACCUGCUCCAGACGAAUCUCACACAGCAACAGAUCACACAGACAGUGAGAGAGUGUGUGUCUCUGUCUGCUCCAGGACCUCAUGUGUUUGUACUCGUACUGCAGAGUAAGGACUUCAAUGAGAACGACAGACACAGAGUGAAAUAUGUGCUGAACCUCUUCAGUGAGCAGGCCAUUAAACACACUAUAGUGCUGACUACUGAUGAAGAGACACGUGGAUUUAUAUUCACUUCUAGGAAUUACUCUAUUCAUGAUUUAAUAAAGGAGUGUGGAGGAGGACAUCUGAAGUUUGAUACAGUAAACCCAGGAUGGCGAUCUGAGUUGUUCAGAAAGACAGAAGAGAUGCUGAAGAAAGAACGUAAAGACUUCCUCAUCUGUGAGAUGUCAACAAUCGAUGGAGAUCAGAGCAGAUCUGGAGCUUCAGUCAGAGGAGACGAGAAAGAGAAGGAUUCUGAUCUCAAAGAGAGCACAGAAACAGAACGUGACGGAGGAGUUUCAGUGAGGACUACUGGGAAACCAAAGCUGAACAUUGUGCUGUGUGGAAAUAACUCAACACUCAAGAACUCAGUGUCUAGAAUGUUUAGAGGGAUAACGAGUAAACCUCAGAAAGAAGGAAGUAAGAGUGUGUGAAGAGAGAGGAGAAUAUAGAUGGACGUCAGAUAAGUGUAACAGAGCUUCCAGCUCUCUCUCGGCUCUCAGAGGAGGAAGUGAUGCGGGAGACUCUCCGCUGUGUGUCUCUGUGAUCCUGGAGUUCAUCAGUUCAUCCUCGUUACUCCUGUUACUCCACUUACUAAUGAAGACAGAGCAGAAAUGGAGAAGAUUAAAGGAAUAUUUUACUCACAAGAGCACUUCAUGGUGCUUUUCAUUACUGAACUCUCUGUUGACCAAAGUGUGACAGAUUUUGUAGAAUCCACAGAAUCUCAGAGGAUUGUGAGUCUCUAUGGGAGCUUUUACAGUGUGAUGGGGUUAAAGGACCAGAGAAACUCUGAAAAGAUCUCAGCCCUGUUUGACUGUAUAGAGAGCAUAAAGACUGAACCCUAUUCUCUUCAGAUGUAUUUGAGAGCUCCAGAGAAGAGAGUCAGACAUGAUCUACAGGAGAAACUGAGAGUGAGAGACAAUGAAAUCAAAGAGUUACAGAAGAAGAUCAAGACACUGGCUCCAGAGGGUGUGAAGCUGAAUCUGGUUGUGUGUGGCAGUAACAGAGGAUUAAAAUCCUUCAUCUCAAACCUGAUCCUGAAGCAGAGCGAGAGAAGAUCAGAGCUCAGCUCAGAGUGUGUGAGGAGAGACGUGGAGCUUGAUGGACGUCUGAUCAGUCUGCUGGAGCUUCCAGCUCUGUUCAACACUCAGCUCUCAGAGGAGGAAGUGAUGCGUCAGACUCACCGCUGUGUGUCUCUCUGUCAUCCUGGAGUUCAUGUUUUCAUCUUCAUCAUUCCUGAUGCUCCACUUAAUAAUGAAGACAGAGCAGAAAUAGAGGAGAUCCAGAGGAUAUUCAGCUCAAGAAUCAACAAACACAUCAUGAUCCUCAUAAAGCAGAAUCCAGAGCAUCAGACAGCAGAACUAAAUGAAGAAACACAGUCUGUCAUUCAGAGUUUUGGAGGAAGACAUCAGUUGAUUGACCUGAACACACAAGUGUCUGUGUUGAUGGAGAAACUGGAGCAGAUGGUUGAGGAAAAUAGUGGUGUUUGUUUCUCCACAGAGACAUUGAUGGAGGCACAGAUGGAGAAACUGAAGGAAUUAGAAGAAGUGAAGAGGAGAAUCCAUUCAUUAGAGACGUGGUUUCAGUCACAAGAUUCAAGAGAAAGAGAAGAUGAACUGAGGAUUGUGCUGCUGGGAAAAACUGGAGCUGGGAAGAGUGCAACUGGAAACACCAUCUUAGGAGGAGAAGUGUUUAUAUCAGACUUUUCUGAAACAUCUGUUACCAUAAUGUGUCAGAGAGAAACAACUGAAAUCAACGGCAGACACAUUACUGUGAUCGACACUCCAGGACUGUUUGAUACUGAACUCAGUAAUGAAGAAAUCCAGAGAGAAAUCAGCAACAGCAUCCACAUGAUCCUGCCUGGACCACAUGUGUUUCUCUUACUGAUUCCAGUGGGACGAUUCACUCAAGAAGAACAAAGAGCAGUGAAGAUCAUCCAAGACACGUUUGGAGAAAACUCUUUAAAGUACACCAUAGUGCUCUUCACCAGAGGAGACUUUCUGAAGAAGAAAACCAUUGAACAGUUUCUGGGAAAACCUGGAUCUCCUUUGAAUCAGCUGAUAGAAGCGUGUGGAAACAGAUCCCAUGUGUUUAAUAAUGAGUCUGGAGACCGAACACAGGUGACUGAUCUACUGCAGAAGAUAGACAACAUGGUGAAAGAGAACGGAGAGAGUUACUACUCAUGUAAGAUGUUCAGAGAGAUGGAGAGAGACAUACAAGAACAACAAAAGAAGAUACUGAUGGAUAAAGUGGAGCAAGAAAUCAGAGAAAAAGAAGAAUUAAUGAACAAACAUAAAGAAGAGAAAAAGAAGAUGAAGAUAAAGAUGCAGGAAGAAUGUGACAAAGAGAAAAAGAGAAGAGAAGAAGAAUUAAUUGAGAAAGAAGAACAAUAUAAAAGGGACAUCAAAGACAGAGAGGAACAAGAGAGAAAGAUACGAGAGGAGCUGAAGAAAGAACGAGAGGAAUGGGAGAAACAGAAACAACAGGAAAGACAAAGAAGAGAUGAAGAGGAGGAGAAAUGGAGAAAGAAAGAACAAGCAAUGUGGGAUGAAUAUUAUCAGAAACUUAAACAAGAGAGAGAGAGAAGACAGAUAGAGAGAGAAGAUCUUCAGUCCAAACAUGAAGAAGAGAGAGAGAGAAUGAUGGAGGAAGAAAGACAGAAUCAUGACAAAGAGAAAAAGAGAAAAGAAGAAGAAUUUAGAGAAAUAGAAGAACAAUAUAAAAGAGACAUUAAAGACAUAGAGGAACAAGAGAGAAAGAUACGAGAGGAGAUGAAGAGAGAACGAGAGGAAUGGGAGAAACAGAAACAACAGGAAAGACAAAGAGAAGAAGAAGAAGAUGAGAGAAGGAGAAAGAGAGAACAGGCAAUGUGGGAUGAAUAUAAUCAGAGACUUAAACAAGAGAGAGAGAGAAUUAAGAUGAUGAUGGAGGAAGAAAGACAAAAUCAUGAUCUAUUGAGAAAGAGAAGAGAAGAUGAAUAUAGAGAGAGAGAAGAACGAUAUAAAACAGAGAUGAAAAGAGAACGAGAGGAAUGGGAGAAACAAAAACAACAGGAAAGACAAAGAAGAGAAGAAGAGGAGGAGAGAAGGAGAAAGAUAGAAAAGGAGACGUGGGAUGAAUAUUAUCAGAAACUUAAACAAGAAAGAGAAAGAAGACUGAGAGAGAAAGAAGAUCUUCAGAUCAAACAUGAAAAAGAGAAAGCCCAGAAAUACUGAAUAAACCAGACAAUGGAGCAGUUACUGGGCCUACAUUUUGCUGUGGAGCAAAGCUGAAGCAGGGUUUCACUCACCAGUGAGCGGAGAGCGAGGGAACAGUGGUAAAGGGAAAUCUGUAGUGCUUACAGACUGCUUUGACACUCAACUUGAUACAGUACUCUUCUUCCAGUGCACACAUUUGAUUUGAUUACUUCAGGUGCUUUCUGCCGAAGUGGCUAAUAAGAGUGAUGGAGUUACACGGUACUACUGUGUUUCACCCGCAUUUGGCAGGUGGGAGGGUCUCACAAAUAAAUAAAGUCCCCAGCUGGCAAACAUGACAGCUCAUAGUUGUAUAUACGCGUUUUAUGCUGUUUUAUUAAUAAAUCUCUGUGUAUAUAUAUUUUUAAAUAAAUGUUUAUUAUUGUU